Molecule: messenger RNA, 1240 nt
Organism: Armigeres subalbatus
Lineage: Eukaryota; Metazoa; Arthropoda; Insecta; Diptera; Culicidae
Product: probable RNA methyltransferase CG1239
Exons: 3
Coding region: 154-1101 (315 amino acids)
Biological process (GO): snRNA modification
Molecular function (GO): snRNA binding; RNA methyltransferase activity; O-methyltransferase activity
Source: RefSeq, a predicted model, not a curated record
UGUUUAUAUUUUAUUUUACAAAUCGAGUCCAACCGGUGCAGCAGAAAAAGUAACAGAAGUGUGGAUAAACGUUUUAUUUAAUUUAUCAAAACUUCAUCGUGAGUUAGUCAGUAUUUGCACCGGUAGGAUUACAAAUUAGUAAGGAAUUUUAAAAUGGAUAACAAAGAAGAGUUCGCACAUCCAAGACAUACGGUAGUGACCGAAUAUUCUCGUGAAAGUUUGCCGUUCCUCGAUGCGAAGGAAACAUAUUGCCAAACAACAGAACAAGCGCGUACGACCGAAAAAGGAAACAACAUAGAAAUAAUUAUGAACAGCAAUGCUCACGAUAUAAAAAAUGUAAGCAAGAAACGGCCCAGAAACGAGAACGAUUGUCCUACCCAGAGAUCCGUGAAAAAGCCAAGGAAAAUUUUCCAGUAUGGAAACUACGACCGAUAUUACGGGUAUCGAAAUAUCAACGAAACUCCAAAGGAAGACGUUCGCCUUCAAGCAUUCAUCGUACAGAAAAGGAUGAUAACCGGAAAGCAACUGUUGGACAUCGGCUGCAAUAACGGAUCCCUGACUCUUUUGAUAGUCAAACAUUGCCGACCAGCAAGGACGGUUGGCAUAGAUAUAGAUGGCGAUUUAAUCGGAAGUGCUCGAAGACACCAAUCUAACAUGCUGAAAUCAUGCUCCGAUGAUCAAGAUGUAUUCGAUGCCUUGAAACGAGUAGAGUUCAAAAAGGCAAAUUACGUUUAUCAGGAUGAAUCACUGCUCGUCAGCGAGAAGCCCCAGUUCGAUGUGAUAUUAUGCCUAUCAGUUACCAAGUGGAUUCAUCUGAAUUUUGGAGAUGCCGCGGUGAAGCUCAUUUUCAAGCGAGUUUAUCGUCAGUUAAAUGAUGGUGGUUUAUUCAUACUGGAGGCACAACCGUGGAGCAGCUACAAGAAGAAGAAAAAGUUAACGGAUGCGAUAUUUGAGCAGUUCAAACAAAUCACAUUUCGUCCGGAUGAGUUCAAUCGAUAUUUGCUGAGUGAGGAGAUUAAUUUUCGCGAGAUGUUUGAACUUAAAGUAACCGAUCAUAUGAUGAAAGGUUUUCGUAGACCGAUCUAUGCCUUUAGGAAGUAGAAAGGUAAGUGGUAUGUGAUAUGGGAAUUAUUAUUUAGAUUGUUUAGCUACAUCAUUGCGGAAGAUUUGUGAAUUCCUAAGUUUUUCUAAUAAGAUGUUUUCAUUAGAAAGAAACUUCCUUUAUAUUUACUGUAGUUUA